Molecule: messenger RNA, 2415 nt
Organism: Priapulus caudatus
Lineage: Eukaryota; Metazoa; Priapulida; Priapulimorpha; Priapulimorphida; Priapulidae
Product: kelch domain-containing protein 4-like
Exons: 12
Coding region: 225-1955 (576 amino acids)
Molecular function (GO): protein binding
Source: RefSeq, a predicted model, not a curated record
CCAAGACACAUUAGUGAAAAUAACGCUCGUAUAAGUAAAGUAACCUUAUAAAAAUUAGUAUUUAAAGUCAAAGGGACUAUAUCGGAGGCGGUGAGAGUCAAAGUUGAUCAAAUAGACCGAUCGACUCUGUGGAUUGCCGUGGAGAAAGCUAACGUAGCUCGUACAAUAAUAUCUAAAUAUCUAUUCUAACUUUCCGGCUGUCUUGUUUUUAACGUUCAUCAAAAAUGGGUAAAAAGAAAGAUAAAGCUAAGAAAUUAAAAGGGGCAGACAAAACCGCGAUGAAAACAGACAGGAAAGUUAACAAGAAGAUAAAAAAGGAAAUGACUGAAAAGGGUGAAGAUGAUAUAGAACAACUGAUCGCUAACUUUGUAGAGCAGGAUAAAAAGCGUGCACAGAUAACUGAAGAGAUUGCAGAACCUCCAUCACCACGGUGCAACAUGUCACUGACUCCACAUCCUGAAAAUGAUGAACUUCUUAUGUUUGGUGGCGAGUUCUUCAAUGGUAACAAGACUUUCAUGUACAAUGAUUUGUAUGUGUACAGCAUUAAGCAUGAUGAGUGGAGGUUGGUCAAGACCCCAUUGGUUCCACCACCAAGAUGUUCCCAUCAAGCUGUGGCAAUGCAACAGGAAGGUGGACAGUUGUGGAUUUUUGGUGGUGAAUUCGCCAGCCCCACCCAGUCACAGUUUUAUCAUUACAAGGACCUCUGGGUGUAUCACAUUUCAAAGAAGCAGUGGGAGAAAAUCAAUGCACAUGGAGGGCCAUCAUCCAGAAGUGGUCACAGAAUGCUAGCCUCUAGAAAAGAAUUAGUCGUGUUUGGCGGUUUCCAUGACAAUAUCAGAAAUUAUAAGUACUUCAAUGAUGUCUACGUAUUUAACUUUGAGACAUACAUGUGGACACGGGUUGAACCAAGCGGACCUCAACCAGCCCCGAGAUCUGGCCACCAGAUGGCAGUACUAACUGAUGGACGGUUGCUUGUGUAUGGUGGCUAUAGCAAGGUGCCAGUGAAGAAAGAUGCUGACAAAGGCACCGUGCACUCCGAUAUGUUCAUACUAGGCUUGGAUGCUAAGCAAGGCGAUCCGGUGAAGCAGAAGGGCGAGAGAUGGAAAUGGACGCUGGUCAAGCAGUGCGGAGUGCGGCCGACCCCGCGCUGCGGGUUCUCGCUAGCCACACUGCCCAACAACAGGGCCGUUGUCUUCGGAGGUGUACUGGACACUGAAGAGGAUGAUGAGGAACUCCUAGGAACUUGCUUGAAUGAUUUUUACCAACUGGACCUUAUCAAAGGAAAAUGGCAAGAUUUAGAACUUAAGGGCAAAAGGUCAUUUGAGAAAAAAGCACGCCGACGAAAGAAGGAUAAAGAGGAGGGAGGGGACGAUGCAAUGGAGGAGGAAGGAGAUGAUGAUGCUGGUGAAGAGGAGAAGGAAGAUCUCGAAGACAACUUGAAUGAGUUGAAAUUAAAAGAUGGCAGCAGUACAACUGCCUCAGAACUAGCGGAGCAUCCAACACAGUCAGUGAAUGAUGUAUCGAUGCAUGGGCCUCAAACAGUGUAUGAUGAUGGGGUGUUCAAGGUAUCUAUGGGAGCAGCAAGCCAUUCAGCUCUAGGUGAUCACUUGACCAGUCCCACCACAUCUACCGAACAGAUUGUCCGACCCAGUCCACGCAUGAAUGCAUCGAUGGCAUUUAAGCGGGGGAUUCUGUACUUGUACGGAGGGGUAAGCGAGGAGAAAGAGAAGGAGACAACGUUGAGUGAUUUUUAUUCCAUUGACUUGCGGCGGAUGGAUGAGUGGAGAACCAUAAUAGCCGGAGACCCGUCUAAAAUGGAGUGGAUCGAGUCGAGUGAAUCCGAGAGCGAGGAGGAAGAGGAGAAGGAGGAGGAGGCGGGGGAGGAUAACAGGGAGGACGAUAGCAAUGAAGAUGGGAAUGGUGAUGAUGAUGAGGUUGGUGCAUGCAGUGGGUAGGACAGGGUGGAACAGGAACAGGAACUGGAAAUUAAGGCAACUCUUUGCCAUGUUGCCAGUCAGGAUGGGUAUAUAAGAAUGUGGCCACUGUAUGCAGGUAUUCCUGUUUUAGCACCUGCGUUCUGUACAGUCAUAUUUUGUAAUGCCAGCUUAUACAUAGAAGAAUGUCUGAUGCUGAUCUGAAUAUACAUACAAAGUAUCGUUGUGGAGUAACCUUUCUUGAAACAAGUGAAUCGUCGUCAUAUUAAUCCGAGAAUUAAUUAAGUGCCCCCUAGCUUUGCUGAUGAAAGAUUAAGAUUUAAUGAUAUUUCUAGCACUGUGAGAGGAUUAUGCUUGUGGCAGGACAAAUUCGAAACCAAGUUUCAAUUACUUUAAAGAUUGAAUGCCAAGAAUUUGUUCAUAAUUACAGUAUAAUAAAUAAAUUCUGAUAAUCGGUUUGAUUUAGUAUGUGAACUUAUUA